AUGAUCCAAAGCCCAAAGGACGCAGCGGAGAAGCCGAGUAUCGAAGAGUUCAAACAGGGCACAUCGCUGGGUCAGGGCAACUUCUCACGCAUUGUGCAAGUGAAGCACAAAGCAACGGGUGAGCCGUUUGCGCUCAAGAUCAUUGACAAGCAGCACAUCCAUCGGCUACGGAUCCGCCAUCCGAAUAUCUUCAAUGAGGUUAACAUGGAAAAGCACGCGCUGAACCGAUUGCGCCAUCCGAACAUCAUCCGCCUGUACCAGACGUUCCAGGACGCGCACAAGCUGUAUUUCUUACUGGAGCUGCUUAAUGGUGGAGAGCUGCUCAACCAGUUGAUGCAUGAAGGUCGGCAGUUGGGGCUGAACGAAGACCUCGCGCGCUUCUUCUUGGCUGACGUUGUCAAUGCCGUCGAGCACAUGCAUGCCCACCAGCUGCUUCACCGCGACCUAAAACCCGAGAAUAUGGUGACUUGCGAAUCAAUAGGUGGGCACUUGAAACUCAUUGACUUUGGCACCGCUAAGGAUCUUGCCGACAAGAAACUAGAUGGACCGAACUUUGUCGGCACGCCAGAGUAUAUGGCCCCCGAGACGAUCGAAAACAAGGAUCCGACGUAUGCAAGUGAUAUGUGGGCGUUCGGCUGCAUUGUGUACCAGCUUUUGACAGGCGAAACACCAUUUAGUGGUGGCAGUGUCUACCUUACGCUUCUGCGGAUUCAAAAGGGAAGCUACGAUGUACCCGACUACCUUUCAGCUGAAUCCCGCGACUUGAUUCACGCGCUACUUCAGAAAGAUCCUACGAAACGCCUUGGCGGCGUCAAAGCAAAUGCAAUGAGUGCAGCCAAAGCGCACCCGUUCUUCAAAGGCAUUGAUUUCGACAAUCACAUACAAGCAGUCGUACCGUCAUCACACUUUUGUGGAUCGAAGCUCUUUCCACUCGUCAAAAGUCUUGUGGAUGCGAGUGAAUCUUUCGAUGUCCAUCGUUCACUAAACUUUGAUGGAGAGAGUAUUCAGGCGCAGGUCAAUGCACUCUCACCAUCUGAUCGAAGCAUACUGAUGCACAUUCUUCGGCGCAAACGCAAAUUGCAUUUACCAGGCAUAUACCCUCGCUUUUUCAGCUCGGCCAGCCGCGGUCGGUGCAUGUAUGCUUGCAACCGAGAAUACGUAGGAUUCACACACGAUCUGCAAAAACAAUGGGCGGGCAACUUUUGGUUCAUGCAGUUAUGCGGACCCAGGCUUGGCCGAGCAGCUGCUCUUACUGAGGCAGAUGGCAAAGGAGGAUCAACGUGGGAAGCCGAAUCGAAAGCGUUCCUCAAAGCAAUUGAUUUCGUAAAUUCUCGAAAACCAGCGUUUGUUGUGAUCUACGGAAAGUUUGUCGACUCGAAACCGAGCCAGGCAUUUUACGAAGCCCAAGUCACAGCAUUCCAAGAACUAGUGAACCGGAUCGUUCCCCAAUGUCGCCUGGUAUUUGUCGCAGGUUCAGGCGAAUUCGACACGCCCGAUGACAUGAUGGUGUACCAAAAAUACUUUGGCGACUGCCGAUACAGCUUUUGGUAUGGCGGCAUCAAGUUUAUUGUUGCCAACUCAACGGUUAUGUACCACAAUGAAGUGUUUCCAGAUGAAGUGGCAAUGCAGACAGAAUGGAUGAAGCAGGAGCUGGAAAAUGGGAAGCUGUGUGCGCGUGGGACCGUCUUACUUUCUGGUCAGUCACUCUAUCCCGGGGCCCGAGUAGCUGAUAGGAGUGGAAGCAUCGACAAGCAGGCAUUAGUGUGUGCCGAGAUCUCCGAAAAGCUGCAAGCAAAGUAUUGGGAGAUGAUAUGCACUGGUCAGGUAUGCCUUGUGGCAAGUGGAAGUACAACUGACGACAGUGUGAUCAGCAUUUCGACAAAAGCCGUCAAAGGAAAAGCAGACGGGUACAAGUGCGAGAUCGUGUCUUGUAAAUCGCCAUGGGGAGAAUCUUCGAGCGUCAUCCAUUGCACUGAGGUAACUGAAGUUGGCGUUCAUACAAAAGCUUGUCACGUGCAGAGCUCGUGA
Molecule: messenger RNA, 2028 nt
Organism: Hyaloperonospora brassicae
Lineage: Eukaryota; Oomycota; Peronosporomycetes; Peronosporales; Peronosporaceae
Source: the annotation of a GenBank genome assembly